AUGAAGGGAGCAGGGCUAUUUGUCCUGCUUUCGAGUUUAUGGAAUGGGGGCUUUGGGCUUAACACCACGUAUACUUGGACUACACCAGAGGAUGCAAGCUCCCCGGAGAACAUGGCCUCUGCUACAACUCCUCUAAAUAAAAUGCCGCCAACCCUUCAGAUCACAUCGGCUGAGAUAGCCACAAUUCCUGAGGCAAGAGCCUCCGAAGAUAGUCUUCUAAAAUCAACACUGUCUCCAUCAGAGACAAACACACCUCCUGAGGAUGUAAGAAACCAAACUCUCACACCCACGGGGAAGACAGAAGGGGUGCUGAAGUUGCAGAUUCUUGCCCUCCCAACCAAACCUAGCCUCAAGUCCAGUCCAAGAGCCGAGUCGGUGUUCCUUUCCAACUCUACUCUGAAAUUUCUUCAGAGCUUUGCCAGAAAGUCGAACCAACAGGUAAUCUCUCCCGACUCGGUUGCAGGCGGUGUGGGAAAUCGAUCCCCGCGGGAAACGUACCUCAGCAGAGGUGACAGCAGUGAAAGCCAGAAAACCAACAAUCAAAAAUCAAGCUUUGAAACAACUAGAGGAAAGAAUUGGUGUGCUUAUGUCCAUACCAGAUUAUCUCCCACAGUGAUACUAGACAACCAAGUCACUUAUCUUCCAAAUGGGAGAGGGCCUUGUGGCUGGACCAGGGGAUCCUGUCCUCAGAGAUCUCAGAAGAUAUCAAAUCCUGUCUACAGGAUGCAACAUAAAAUCGUUACCUCAUUGGAAUGGAAGUGCUGUCCUGGAUUCAGUGGAGCAAACUGUCAGCUAACAGCCCAGGAACAGCAGCACUUGAUACACAGCAACCAAGCUGAGAGUCACACCGCUGUUGGCAAAGAGACAGCCAAACAGAAGCAGCAGAAAGACUGUGGUGACCCAGCAGUGACACAAAAGAUGGCUGAGCAGAUGAACCACCAGGCAAUGAAAUUGACCCUUCUACAAAAGAAGAUUGACAAUAUUUCUUUGGCUGUUAGUGAUGUAAGAAACACAUACUCCUCCCUGGAAGAGAAAAUCAAUGAAGAUAAAGGCAGAGAAUUUCAAUCUUUUCUAAAAGGUCUAAAAUCCAAAAGCAUUAAUGACCUGGUGAAGAAUAUAGUAAGAGAACAAUUUAAAUUUUUUCAAAAUGAAAUGCAAGAGACUGUAGCACAGCUCUUCAAGACUGUAUCAAGCCUAUCAGAGGACCUUGAAAACACCAGACAACUAAUUCGGCAAGUCAAUGAAUCCGUGGUUUCUAUAGCAGUCCAGCAAAAGUCUGUUUUAUUGCAAGAAAAUAGACCCACUUUAACUGAUGUACUAGAUCUAAAGAAUCACAUUGUGAAUAUAAGACAAAAAAUUACUUUUACAUGUGAAAAGCCUAUUAAAGAAUUAGAAGCAAAGCAAACUCACUUAGAAAGUGCUUUAGAACAGGAACACUCAAGGAGUGUUCUGUAUUAUGAAUCCCUCAACAAGACUCUAUUUAAAAUGAGGGAAGUACAUGAGCAUCUGUUAUCAACUGAACAAGUAUCAGUUCAGAAAGGUGUUCUAACUGCUGAAUCACUUAGCAAUAAUGUCACUGAGUACGUGUCUGCUCUACAUGAGAAUAUAAAGAAGCAGGGUUUGAUGCUGCUGCAAAUGUUUGAUGAUUUGCACAUCCAGGACAGCAAGAUUAACAAUCUCACCAUGGCUUUGGAGAUGGAGAAAGAAUCUGUCAGAAGUGAGUGUGAAGACAUGUUAUCCAAGUGCAGAAAGGAUUUUAAAUUUCAAAUUAAAGACACAGAAGAGAAUUUACAAGUUUUAAACCAAACUUUGGCUGACGUUCUCUUUCCAAUGGACAAUAAGGUGGAUAAAAUGAAUGAGCAGCUAAAUGAUCUGACUUAUGAUAUGGAGAUCCUUCAACCCUUGCUUGAGCGGGGAACACCAUUUAGAGAGACGAUGACACAUGAACAACCAAAAGAAGCAGUAGCUACAAAGAAAAAAUUGGAAAAUCUGACUAUUGCUGUCAACAGUCUAAAUAUUCUUAUCAAAGAACUUUCAAAAAGACACAACUUACUUAGGAAUGAAGUGCAGAGCCGUAGUGAUGCCUUAGACAGACGUAUCGAUGAAUAUGCCUUGGAAAUGGAAGAUGGCUUAAAUAAAACAAUGACUAUUAUAAAUAAUGCCAUUGAUUUCAUUCAAGAUAACUACAUGCUAAAAGAGACUUUCAGUACCAUAAACUAUAAUCCUGAGGUCCAUCAUAAAUGCACCCAAAAUAUGGAAACUAUUUUAGCAUUUAUUCCUCAAUUCCAACGUUUGAAUGAUUCUAUUCAGAUGCUGGUCAAUGACAACCAGAGAUACAACUUUGUUUUGCAAGUUGCCAAGGUCCUUGCAGAUAGUACUAAAGAUGAGAAACUAAGUCAGUCCAACUUUCAAAAGAUUUAUCAAAUGUUCAAUGAAACCACUUUCCAAGUGAUAAAAUACCAGCAAAAUAUGAGUUAUUUGGAGGAAAAAAUACUCUCAGCCACAAAGAUUUCCCAAAAUUUUGAAACUAGGUUGCAAGGAAUUGAGUCUAAAGUGACCAAGACACUCAUACCUUAUUAUGUUUCACUUAAAAAAGGCAGUGCGGCUACAAGUGAGAGAGACCAGACCAUUCAACUGCAGGUACUGAGUUCCAGAUUUAAGGCCCUGGAAGCAAAAUCCAUUCACCUUUCAAGUAACUUCACUUUACUUAACAAAACUCUGCAUGAAGUUUUAAUGAUGUGUCAUAAUGCUUCUACAAGUAUAUCAGAACUGAAUGCUACCAUACCUAAAUGGAUAGAAGGUUCCCUUCCAGAUAUUAAGCUUCUUCAGAAAGGUCUGACAGAUUUUGUGGAAUCAGUCAUUGAAAUAAAAACUCAAAUUGCCAUAUCCAAUUUAACUUGGUAUAUAAAUCGAACAUUGUCUGGUAGUCUUGUAAAUGUUGCCAAGUCUCAGAAGCAAAUAAAACCAUUGCUGAAGAAACCCAGUUCACUCAAAAAACCCACAGGGAAUCUGACCACUGUCCUGAUAGGCCGGACCCAAAGAAACACAGACAACGUUCCAGUUCCUGAGAGGUAUUCAGACUGCAGUAGGUCCCCAUGUCAGAAUGGAGGCACGUGCAUAAACGGAAGGACUGACUCUAUCUGUGCUUGCCGGCAUCCGUUCACUGGCGAGAACUGCACGGUCAAGCUGCUGGACGAAAAUGCUCUGGCUCCAGAUUUCUCCAAAGGAUCUUACAGAUAUGCACCGAUGGUGGCAUUUUUUGCAUCUCACACAUAUGGAAUGACUACACCUGGUCCUAUCCUAUUUAAUAAUUUGGAUGUCAAUUAUGGAGCUUCAUAUACUCCAAGAACUGGAAAAUUCAGAAUUCCGUAUCUUGGGGUAUAUGUGUUUAAGUAUACCAUUGAGUCAUUUAGUGCCCAUCUCUCUGGAUUUUUAGUGGUGGAUGGAAGAGACAAGCUUGCAUUUGAAUCUGAAAAUAUUAACAGUGAAAUACGCUGUGAUAGGGUUUUAACUGGGGAUGCCUUAUUAGAAUUAAAUUAUGGGCAGGAAGUGUGGUUGCGACUUGUAAAAGGAACAAUACCAGCCAAAUUUCCCCCUACUACUACAUUUAGUGGUUACUUGUUAUAUCGUACAUAA
Molecule: messenger RNA, 3636 nt
Organism: Hyaena hyaena (striped hyena)
Lineage: Eukaryota; Metazoa; Chordata; Mammalia; Carnivora; Hyaenidae
Gene: MMRN1
Product: multimerin 1
Exons: 8
Coding region: 1-3636 (1211 amino acids)
Molecular function (GO): protein binding; extracellular matrix constituent conferring elasticity
Source: RefSeq, a predicted model, not a curated record